This is a messenger RNA of Gigantopelta aegis, 3435 nucleotides long. Its product is annotated as neuroendocrine convertase 1-like. Gene Ontology annotation, biological process: protein processing. Gene Ontology annotation, molecular function: serine-type endopeptidase activity. The coding region runs from base 207 to 2111 and encodes 634 amino acids. Gene Ontology annotation, cellular component: Golgi membrane; trans-Golgi network. The transcript has 16 exons. Lineage: Eukaryota; Metazoa; Mollusca; Gastropoda; Neomphalida; Peltospiridae. The record is from RefSeq and is a predicted model, not a curated record.
UAGGAGUGAUCGCAUAAUGAAACAGCUGUCGCAUCACUGCGAAGUUCACACGUCCCGCUGGAUAUGACGUUACAAUGAAAUGGAACAUCUGACAGAACGCGAAGAGAUAGUCUUCCACUUUAUCUAUCGGACGGUCGGCGUAAGGCUCUUUGGACUGACUGGUUCCACCGACAAGAUACCCACGUAUACGAGCACGGAACUCUAUUAUGAUUAAGGCACUCCUCUUACUUUCGAUACUGGUGUUUUCUGUUCGCGAUGUAGUCUUGGCGUCCGAUUCCAGCCACUAUGUCAACGAGUGGGCUGCAGAAAUUCACGGUGGUGUAGAUCAUGCCAAAAGGGUGGCUCGAGACCACGGGUAUGAAUUUAUCCGAGAGGUACAUGGUUUUGACGACCACUACGUUCUUCGUCACAACGCCGUCCCGUCAAGGUCAAAACGUAGUGCGGCGCACCACACCAAACGACUGGUUAACGACAAACGGGUUCAAUGGGUUGAACAACAGAUAGCAAGAUCACGUGAGAAGCGAGGAUUUCUUCAAGAUCGGCGCUCCGAGGAAAACAAAGUAUACCGAGAUUUAAAACUCAACGACCCACUGUGGAAGGACCAGUGGUACCUGUAUGACACCCGAGAAGAUUUAAACGAGCCUAAGCGAGAUCUGCACGUGAUCCCUGUCUGGGGACAUAACUACACGGGAGAAGGGAUCAUUAUCACGAUCCUGGAUGAUGGACUUGAGUGGAAUCACACCGAUUUACAUGCCAACUAUGAUCCAGUCGCCAGCUUCGACGUCAACGACAACGAUCCGGACCCGUUCCCGCGUUACGACUACACGAACGAGAACAAACACGGAACGAGAUGCGCCGGCGAGGUAUCCAUGAUAGCUAACAAUGGCAUCUGCGGGGUGGGCGUGGCACCCAAGUCGAAAAUUGGAGGAGUCCGGAUGUUGGACGGUAAGGUGACGGAUCACAUCGAGGCUGCGGCUAUCGGUCACAACUGUACGUACAUCGACAUCUACAGCGCCAGCUGGGGACCCAACGACGACGGCCUCACCGUGGAGGGGCCCGGCCACCUCGCCAAGAAGGCUUUCGAACGCUGCAUCAAAGAAGGUCGAGGCGGCAAGGGUGUGUUAUACGUCUGGGCUUCCGGUAAUGGCGGCCGACUGCACGACAACUGCGACUGUGACGGCUACACCGGAAGUAUUUACACCCUGUCUAUCAGCAGCGCGUCCAUCUCGUACCACAAACCUUGGUACGGAGAACGGUGCGCCUCCACGAUGGCCACCGCCUUUUCAAGCGGGUCUUUCGGGGAAAGCAAGAUCGUGAGCACUGAUUUACACAACAAGUGCACCGACCAACAUAGCGGGACUUCUGCAGCAGCGCCCCUAGCGGCGGGGAUAUUCGCACUCCUGCUAGAAGCCAACCCCUCCCUGACAUGGCGAGACGUACAGCACCUGGUCGCGUGGACCUCCCAGGUGGACCCGAUCGAGCAUAACAAAGGCUGGAACCGAAACGCCGCCGGCUUCCUCGUCAACACGGCCUUCGGGUUCGGCGUGCUUGACGGCAGCGGCUUGGUGACGGCGGGCAAAACCUGGCCGCACGUGCCCGAGAAAGCCGUCUGCGUGGUGAAGGGGCGCUGGAAUACGGGAUUCCCAGCAAAACUGGAAGGACCGCGCAACAACAAGCGACUGGAGGUGGAGAUCGAGACGAGCGGUUGCAAGGGUCAGGAGAACGAGAUUAACGUUCUCGAGCAUGUCAUUCUCGACCUCACCAUGGCGUACACGAAGCGAGGCGACAUCGACAUGUUCCUCGUGUCGCCCAAAGGAACCAAGGUGAUGCUGCUAUCGAAGAGACAGAGAGACAGAUCCACCAAGGGAUACAAAAAAUGGCCGCUGAUGUCCGUACACACGUGGGGCGAGCAUCCACGUGGGAAAUGGAGAGUGAUAAUUGUAGACGACACGGGAAACGAGAACCGGGGAGAGGUGCAGGAACUGACGUUGACGCUGCACGGAACCAAGGCAGUGCCGAGUCACAUGCAGAAAGGACCGCGCACCUACAACAAGGACUAUAACCUCGUCCAAAACGAGAAAAAGAGAGAAGCUGAACGAAAACCAGAGUAAGCAGAAACAAAGUGAGAAUCCAUUCGCGGCCCUGGUCAACAACAUCCGAACGAGGAUAGAAGCGCAGGCCAUCGUGAACGCCAUAAUGUCAUAACGGGUACCAGGCCAUACCAAGGAAAUACAUCUAGAUCUACAAACAUACUUAAACAGACUAAAUAUUUAUUUUAACUCGGUUCUUGUCUAAAUUACGUGUAAUACAAUGUAUUUUCGAAACAUAUCUUUAUUCUUGGAUUCUGCUUUCUUUUUAAACGGAAUUAAGUUAAUAUUGUUGAUGUAUAAUAUUAUGUUAUUAUGUUAUACGCUGAGACAGAAUAAGUUUUGAUUCUGAAUCGGGACGUGUCUUAACGAAAUCGGGUUAUUGUGCAAAAUUUUAUUCAAAAGAACAAUAUCAAAUACUGGCUUAAACUAAAUAUGAAUGAUGAUCGAAAACAACAACAACAUGUCUCUUAAAGGCGAUUCCAGAAAUAACGACCGUGUUAUGUUUUAGUGUUGUUAUUUUCCUCUUUCAAUUAAUCACUAAUUUUGCUUUCACAUAUUAAUUCGCAAAACACUUUCUCCUUCAUUUCAAAUAUAUUUUUUAAAACAGAUUUAAAACUAAAAGCAUAAAAAAAUUGCCUUGCUACAUUAGAUAUUUUUGUUAAAAACUUGCAUUUUAUAUGUUAAGUUUUCCGUUUUUUGUUUUGUUGUAUGUUAGUUUUUUUCCUGAACGCUAGUUUUAUUGUACAGCCUACUGUCACAAUAUGACCCCCUUAUCGUAAUUUUGACAUAUUGAGUUUCAGAGUUUAAUUUGUAAUUUUAAUUUUCUAUAUUUACAACUCAACACAUCUUUGGUGGUAGAAAUUAACGCAUUAAUGUGAACCUUAUGUAAUUAGAAAUAAAUAACUGAUAUCAGUUUCGGGUGAAAGAGUCUGCCCCAAGUUUGCCGCCAUUUUCAAGAUGUUGCCGACUGACAUUACGCACCAAUUUCGUGUUUCGAAUAUCAGUGUUGGUAUAUUCAAUAUCUUUCUGAUCGUACUAAUAUUUGUAAUAGCUCAAAUGUAAUCUCAUAUAUAGAAAAUAGAAAAUACUAAAUAGGUAGGCUUUAGAUACCAUUUAUCUUACAGUUGUUUUAUAACCUAUCUAACCAGCGAAAGCGAGUUGGGUACGUUUUUAAACAAGGAGAUGUAAGAUAAAUGAUAUUUGACGGACACGAAUGUAGUAUUCUAUUUCUUACACAUCUUCAAAACAAGGUUUAAAUAAAUUUAAACGUCAUUUCCAACUAAAACGUAUUUCUGUUACUAGCGCAUAACAGAUAAAUCAAUUUCAGGUUAACUUAUACGUCACA